UCUGUAAUAAUAGCAUUACCAUUACCAUUACCAAAUCAUCAUCAAUCUUUCCAAGCUAGUCAAGAACCUCGACAGCUUUAUCCAACGCACUCCUCUCUGCUUAUCCUGCGCCCAUUUCGCCGGUUUCGAAGCCAAGAUAUUCAACCACCUCCUCAACUGCAUCAUAAUCCAAUUCGAUUUCAGCUGGAAGAAUCAUGGGUUGUUUCAGCUGUUGUGAAGAAGAUGACUUCCACAGGACUGCUGAAACUGGGGGACCAUAUAUGGUGAAAAACUCAGGAAAUGAUGGAAAUCACCAUGCUUCUGAAACCGCAAAGCAGGGUGCUCAAACUGUUAAAAUUCAGCCCAUUGAAGUUCCUGAAAUACCAGUGGAUGAACUCAAAGAAAUUACAGAUACCUUUGGAGAGAGUUCUCUGAUUGGAGAGGGAUCCUAUGGAAGAGUAUAUUAUGGCGUUCUUAAGAGUGAGCAGGCUGCAGCAAUCAAGAAAUUAGAUGCCAGUAAACAGCCUGAUAAUGAAUUUUUAGCCCAGGUUUCAAUGGUUUCACGACUGAAGCAUGACAAUUUUGUCCAAUUGCUUGGUUAUUGUGUUGACGGAAACUCUCGAAUUCUUGUUUAUGAGUUUGCAUCUAAUGGGUCUCUUCAUGAUAUUUUACAUGGCAGAAAAGGUGUUAAAGGAGCACAGCCUGGUCCUGUUCUGACAUGGGCACAGCGAGUUAAAAUUGCUGUAGGGGCUGCAAAAGGGCUUGAGUACUUGCACGAGAAGGCUGAUCCCCACAUUAUCCACCGGGACAUCAAGUCAAGCAACGUGCUAAUCUUUGAUGAUGAUGUUGCUAAAAUUGCAGAUUUUGAUUUGUCAAAUCAGGCUCCUGACAUGGCAGCACGUCUUCAUUCCACCCGUGUCCUUGGAACCUUCGGUUAUCAUGCACCUGAAUAUGCAAUGACUGGGCAAUUGAAUGCUAAGAGUGACGUAUACAGCUUUGGUGUUGUCCUUCUGGAACUUUUGACUGGAAGGAAGCCUGUUGAUCAUACACUACCACGUGGGCAGCAGAGCCUGGUUACUUGGGCUACACCAAAACUAAGUGAGGAUAAAGUCAGACAGUGUGUAGAUGCAAGACUAGGAGGAGAAUACCCACCCAAAGCUGUUGCAAAGUUGGCUGCCGUUGCUGCACUGUGCGUGCAAUAUGAAGCUGAUUUCAGACCAAACAUGAGCAUUGUAGUCAAGGCUCUUCAGCCUUUGUUGAAUGCAAGGCAUGGACCUGCUGGUGACGCACCAAACUAAUCCCUACCUAUGUUUCUUUCUAUCUGUAUCUGUGAGGUCGUGAGGAUGUGCAUAAGUCUGCAAGCAAAAUAUAAGUGACUGCUUCAGAUGCUGAUGGUAAAUUGCUCGGACAUGGUUAUAUAUCUCAUUGUUUACACUGCAUUCAUUCUGUUCAUAAUCCAUGAGGUUCUUUGAGAUUUACUUGCUUAUUUUUUUAUUAUUAGUUCUUUGCUCUAUUUUCCUUUUCCCAAUGUGGGAUUGGGAUUAUUGCCAUCUUAAUUGAAACUUCUGGGAGAAACUGCAACAAACAGAAAAGAGAAUACUCACAGCAAAUAGCACGUCAUCAGGUUAUUUCUUCACUGGAAGCUAAGUUAGAAUGACCAAAGGCCUGUUCUUGAUGGCUCCUAAUUCUGUAAUUUGUUUAUGAAAACAUUUUGAUGUGAUUUUUUUCUUUACUAAGAUGAGUCUCUCAUUUUUCGUCAGUUCCAAUGUUUUGAAAAUGAAACAAAAAUUAUUGUUGCCACAUUCAAUGUUGAAGCUGUUGUUCCCA
This is a messenger RNA of Lotus japonicus, 1806 nucleotides long. RefSeq names its product probable receptor-like protein kinase At2g47060. NCBI's taxonomy places the organism in Eukaryota, Viridiplantae, Streptophyta, Magnoliopsida, Fabales, Fabaceae. Bases 195 to 1277 code for a protein of 360 amino acids. Gene Ontology annotation, biological process: protein phosphorylation. Gene Ontology annotation, molecular function: ATP binding; protein kinase activity. The record is from RefSeq and is a predicted model, not a curated record. The transcript is spliced from 8 exons.